AAAAUACCUCUUCCACUAGUUUGUUUAUCUUGACUUGAAACAAAUCAUUAUUCAAUUUCAGUUCGUUUCAAUCCUCUCAUAUAUCACCGCUUCCUUAGAUCUACUUGCUUCAUCAAUCAACAAUCAUGGUUCUUCAGCACAGAGAUCUCGACCUUCUCCUUUCUUCUCAUUUGAUCAACCACCCCAGGGGUGAUGGUGCAAAAUCCAAUUCGAUGUCAAUUGAAAAGAAAAUUGAGUUCCUUGAAAGCUUUACGGGAAAGGUCACAAAUCGAAGAUCUCGUAGGUGGUUAAAUGACCGCCUCUUGAUGGAACUUGUGCCACGUUUAAAUGCAGAGGAAAUUAGAGGCUUGUUUGCUCCACCACCAUUUGGUGAUGAAGUUCCACCUUCAACAUUUUCCUUGACUAAUGUGGAGGAGUGGGACAGAUUCAGAAAUAUAGACAUGGACAAAGAGGUUAAUAUAAUUCACGCCUUUGAAAAUUCUUUAGAAAAGAAGGAAGGUCGCAUUGAUGCUGACAAGAUGGCUGUGUUGAAUGGUUGGCGUAGAGUUGGUAGUAAUACAAGAGAGGCACUUCGCCGCAGCUCUCUUUUUGAACUCAUAGAGGGUUAUGAGGAAUGUCUACGGGCCUUCAUAACCGAAAGCACAGAUGGAGACCUUCUUGAACUUAGUAUUAAAGAUCCUUUCCAUAGAUUGUUGCUGCAUGGAGUUUGUGAGUUCUACAAUCUGGCGUCAGACACGGUGUCUGAUCUGAAUGGCACAGAGACGUCAAAGACGACUAAGAUAAAGAAGAAGAAAAGGGCUUCUCCGGAGCUCCCAAAGAUCACUCUGUCCCAUUUCCUGAGAAUGUCGAAGGAAGGAAGUUGGUAGUUUGUUCUGGGCAGAACUGCUGUCCAUUGUCCAUACAAUAAAACCCAUUAUUGGAUAUUCUCAGAACUAAAAUCAAGCCCCUCCCUUUGUACGGGGAUGGACAGUGUUCAAACUGUAGUUAAUUUUAAUUUAUUUUCCAAAUAUCACUGUAAAUUAGUUCAUCGCCAACCUGUAUUUUUAAUUGGUUGAUACCAUCAGUCAACAAUAAAAUGUUGAUUGUUGGUUUUCUCUGUUGUAGCUUAUGAAAUAAGAUUUUAAUUAUUAAUUAUGAAAACUUACGAUUAUCCGAUUUAUAUGUCAA
Medicago truncatula (barrel medic) is the source of this 1167-nucleotide messenger RNA. RefSeq names its product R3H domain-containing protein 4. The record is from RefSeq and is a predicted model, not a curated record. Lineage: Eukaryota; Viridiplantae; Streptophyta; Magnoliopsida; Fabales; Fabaceae. Gene Ontology annotation, molecular function: nucleic acid binding. The transcript is spliced from 7 exons. Bases 126 to 866 code for a protein of 246 amino acids.